Messenger RNA from Medioppia subpectinata, 1118 nucleotides. The record is from the annotation of a GenBank genome assembly. NCBI's taxonomy places the organism in Eukaryota, Metazoa, Arthropoda, Arachnida, Sarcoptiformes, Oppiidae.
AUUGUAAAAACAUAUGUUUACGCGAAAUGACACUUCACUGCAGUUCACAACUCUGUCAUUCAAGUGACACAUAUUUGUUGUCUUUUUAAUUGGAUUUUGUAUUUAUAAUUGAAAUAUGGUUUCAAUGAUUGUGUCAUUCAAUUCAAUGUUAGCAUAACUUUUCAAUUUGUUGUCCACGUGUUGUCUCGAUGUCUGAUACCGAUGACAAUAAUCCUGAUCAGUUACUGUCUUCGUCGGCGGCCAACGAUUGGCACUCAAAGAGACCAUUACUGAUGGAGUACGAGAGCAACGCCCGUAUGGAUGGCUUCGGUAUCGGAAAUGUGGCCAACUUUAUGGGCGGUUUCAUACUAUCGCAAGUGUUGGGUCUCUUUGUCAUUGUUUUGGUCAGCGUUUGGAUCUCUAAAUACUUGGGAGGCAUUGGAUUCGCUACCAAUAGUCAAUUGUUUAAUUUUCAUCCACUUUUAAUGACUCUGGGAAUGGUCUUCCUCUUCGGCGACGCGAUUUUAGUGUAUCGGGUGUUACGUAAUGAACGCAAAAAGAUACUGAAGAUAUUACACGCGGUGUUGAACGGAUCAGCUCUAGUGUUAGCUCUAUUGGGCUCGUGGGCCGUCUAUCGAUUCCACUACAACAUGAAUAUACCGAACCUAUACUCUCUGCACAGUUGGAUCGGUGGCCUGACCAUGGUACUAUUCACCGGCCAGUUCGCCAUUGGCUUCGUAUCAUUCCUAAUCCCAGGUCUGGCGCCCACUUACCGCCGAUUAAUACUUCCCUAUCACGUGUACAUUGGACUCACACUGUUUGUGAUGGUCGGCGCCACCGCUCUCUUGGGUAUCACCGAAAAGGCCAUCUUCUCUCUGAGUGGAAAGGAUGGCGCACCCAAUUACUCGGACCUGACCGGAGCCACGUUUGUGAUCAAUAUGUUGGGCAUAAGUGUGCUGUUGUUUGUGGCGGUGAUUGUCUAUCUGGUGACCAACAAUCAGUUUAAGCGCCGACCACUUCCUGAAGAACAAGCGCUUCAGUUGCAGAACGAGGAGACGUCGUCUUUGAAUUGAUUUUGACAUUCAUUUCGCACUACUUUUACUUGAGUUUAAUUCAUAAAUAUGUUGUUGUGAUUUCUG